AUGGCCAAGAAUAAAUUAAGAGGGCAGAAGUCCAAAAAUGUAUUUUACAUAACUAGCCAAAAAAACUUUAAGUCCAAAAACAAAGCAAAACCAGUUACCACUAAGCUUAAGAAGAUAAAUAUUCUGAUUAAUCAACUACAUCUAGAAAAUAAACCAGUUAAUGUUGAUGAAGCUACAAAUUUAAUGGCUAAAUUGUCAUAUGAUGGAGAGAUGUAUCAAAUUAAAAAAACUCAAUAA
Molecule: messenger RNA, 237 nt
Organism: Octodon degus (degu)
Lineage: Eukaryota; Metazoa; Chordata; Mammalia; Rodentia; Octodontidae
Exons: 2
Coding region: 1-237 (78 amino acids)
Biological process (GO): ribosome biogenesis
Cellular component (GO): nucleolus
Source: RefSeq, a predicted model, not a curated record